AUGUCUAGUUGGAGUUCUGAUCAUGAAGUUGAUCAAAUGGUAGAGGAGGAAGUUGAUAGCAUAGUGGAAGGGAUUCAGUACAACUACACUCAAGAGGAAGAACCACCAGCUCCAAUAUUCCGAAGAGUGCACAUAAAUAGAGACCGCGAAGAAGGCCACACUCGGCUAUGGAAUGAUUAUUUUGGUGAGAAUCCGACUUACACUCCCGCUAUGUUCCGUCAUCGCUUUAGAAUGAACAAACCAAUUUUCAAACGCAUAGUCAGUACUAUUGAGAAUGGAGUCCCGUACUUCAGACAAAGGCGAGAUGCUACUGGAAGGCUCGUUCUUUCUGCACUUCAAAAAUGUUCUGCAGCUAUCCGUAUGAUGGCAUACGGAUGUUUGGCAGAUGCGGUGGAUGAAUAUUUACGACUUGCUGAAACAACCGCACACAAAUGCCUUGAAAAAUUUGUAGAUGGAGUUAUCCAUCUAUUUGGAGACGUUUAUCUCAGGCGACCUACAAUGGAAGACCUCCAAAGAUUACUGCAUAUUGGAGAACAACGCGGUUUCCCGGAAUGGUGGGGAGCAUAG
Messenger RNA from Camelina sativa (false flax), 567 nucleotides. RefSeq lists its product as uncharacterized. Lineage: Eukaryota; Viridiplantae; Streptophyta; Magnoliopsida; Brassicales; Brassicaceae. The record is from RefSeq and is a predicted model, not a curated record.